Syngnathoides biaculeatus (alligator pipefish) is the source of this 3629-nucleotide messenger RNA. It is a transcript of the gene fez2b, whose product is annotated as fasciculation and elongation protein zeta 2b. The record is from RefSeq and is a predicted model, not a curated record. Gene Ontology annotation, cellular component: axon; cytoplasm. Lineage: Eukaryota; Metazoa; Chordata; Actinopteri; Syngnathiformes; Syngnathidae. Bases 193 to 1305 code for a protein of 370 amino acids. The transcript has 9 exons.
UCUUCCUUUGACACAAAAUACAGUAGUCGGACUUCACUGUGGAGGAGAUUUUCCACGUGUGCGUGACGUCACGACCUGGGCUCCUUUCCACCUCCACCUCCAAUCAUUAGUCACAUCCCGGCGCCUCGAAGCCGACAACGACGCACUGUCCCCAGCGCAAGCUCUCGACGAGCAUCGCGCGGCAGGCAAGACAUGGCGGCGGCUCCGUUAGCCCACUUCGACGAGGACUGGCAGGACUUCAACGAAUUCAAGGAGUCGCCCGCCCAGCCGGACGGCGGUGGUGAUGGUUCGCCUGCGGUGGCAGUGGCAGUGGCGGGGGGCCUCGACGAUCUGUCCGACCUGGACAACAGUUUCUCGGGGGAGAUCUGCAGCUUCCAGUCCAUGGAAGACCUCGUCCACGACUUCGACGAAAAGCUGACCGUGUGCUUCCGCAACUAUAACACCACCACAGAGCACAUAGCCCCCAUUAAACCCAUCACGGAGGAUAAUUACCUGAAAGACGACGAGGUGUGGAACACUCUGACAGACAACUACGGCAAUGUGAUGCCUGUGGACUGGAAGACGUCGCACACUCGCUCGCUCCACCUGCCCGCCCUCAACCUCAAUGAACGCCAGAAGCUUGACAACCAAUCUUUGGAUCUGUCGGAUGACGAGGAGCUGAGGGAGCAGAUGGACAUGCACUCCAUCAUCGUCUCGUGCUUUAACGACGAGCCGCUCUUCACCGCCGAACAGGUGAUUGAGGAGAUAGAAGAGAUGAUGCAGGAUUCUCCCGACCCCGACGACGACGAGAGCCCCUCCCAUUCCGAUCUCUCCAUGCUCUCUCAGGACCUUCACGGCCUGAAACGCUCUGGCUCCGACACGAGCUACGAGGACCGGUUGCGUCAGCUGUCCGUGGCUGAGCUGAAUGAGACGCUGGAGGAGGUGGAGACGGCCAUCCGCAGCUACAGCGAGGAGCUCAUCCAGGCGCUGGCCCUGCGGGACGAGCUGGAGUACGAGAAGGAGGUGAAGAACAGUUUCAUCUCGCUGCUCAUCGACGUUCAGAAUAGGCAGAAGGAGCACCGUGAGCUCCUGCGCAAGAAGAAGAAGAUCCGCAGCGCCGCAAUGCCAGGACCCAACGGCCAGAGGAGCACCAGGACCAACGUCCCCGGCACGUACCUGACCACAGUGAUCCCCUACGAGAAGAAAAUGGGCUCCCCUGCAGUGGAAGACCUCCAGAUCCUUACAAAGAUCCUUCACGCCAUGAGGGACGACAGCGAGAAGGUUCCCGCUCUGCUCACAGAUUACAUCCUCAAAGCUCUGGUAUGAGCGCGCUGGACGCUGAGGUUUGUAAAGGACACGGACUCUUCAUCUUGUACACACUUCUUUUUCUAUCAAUCUCUCUCUUUCGCUCUCUCCCGCUCUGUCACUCUUGAGUAAGGCUGGGCAAGUUUAUGAAAAACAUUAGUGAGAUUAUGAAACGGAUUCCAGAUUGUUUUGUUUUACAAAUCGACCUGAGCAGUAAACCUAAUGGAGAACUGGCCCAGCCCUACUGUCAAACUUCAUCUGCAUCGUUGCAUUUUUGUCCCCUUUCAUUGGCACCCCCGACGUCAAACGUCGUCCAUUUAGCAGCUAGCUAGCAGGCAGUAGCAGCUGGUCACCGCUCCUCACCCGUAGUGGUCUUCGUCUUCACCUCACACGCUAGUCUUGCUCGUCAUGCCCGAACACACUCAUUGUUCAAUUUCCUCUUGUGCUGUCUUCACAGUUCUUUGUCCCACGUAAAAAAAAAAAAAAAAAAAAAAAAAGUCGAUUGGCGACCUCCAGCGUCGCGAACCUCCCCUGGAGCGACGUCGCAAAGAACCUCCUGGAACGCUGGAUCUUACAAACGCGGACUUUCUUCCCUUGUUAUGUAUUCACCUGGACAAGUAGUUGUAUAGAGUCGGCCAAUCCCGAGUUCUUGGUAGACAUUAACCAGUAUUACUCAUCGCACAUCAAAAGACCCUUCUACUUACUACCCGUUUUUAUUCUACGAUGUUCUUCAGUGAGGAAAAUGGAAUCCAGCAUUUCUUUUUUUGGUCCAAAGAUGAAGGGAAACGCCCCGCCGCCAGAGACCUCAGGUGGCAGCAGGCUAACUUUAGCAUCCAUCUGACUCUGCUAACCGCCGACUGAAUGUUGAAAGAUUUUAUUUUAUUUUUUUGUGUAUAUUCCACAUGAAAAAAGGAAAGCCGGAGGAAAAAGUACGACCACCUUGAGUAGUGACCUCGCACCCAACGACCGACUCAUCGUACCUCCUGCAUCACUUAAGAUAGCUAGUACACGAGUUAGCAAGUCAACUCGGCAAUCUCCGUGGCUACGUAGCGCCUUUAAGCUUUUCCCGUUUCGCAAUCUCACCACUUUAGUUAUCACGUUAGCACCUCUCGUCUCUGUAGUGAUUUUCCUAUGUGCUACGUUUGUUGAUUAGCAGUAGAUAAGCUCUUAGCUAGUCAGCAUGCUAACGCGUCGUCUCGUAUGCGACCUUAACCAAUGACAAACUACAUUUUCUGUGCGAAGUUGUCACAGCGAUGCUCUGAGUUGUCACAGCUCCGCACAUAUUGGAAGCUUUUAGGGUCAUUUUUAAUUCAGCAAUCGAACAAUACUGGAAGUUCGCAGUUUACGGUGGUACAGUUUAACGAACAAAACGCGAUUAAGUGAGAAUAUACAUCGUCACGCAGCACAAGAAGGUGAGCUCAGUUAAAGUACCGACAACUUUUCAUUGGUUUUGUUUCUAGAGGCGAGCAAUGUUUGUCAUUUAUCACAUCAUCUGCAAUAAUGACUUUAGGUUACGUCGGUACUCUAGAACCCACAAGGCCAAAACAAGGCCGCCCUGAAGAUGAAUACUGGCGGUGUUCAGGAAGGAUUUUUUUUUUUUUUUUUGUUACCAGAAUUAUACACUACACACAAAUGAUACAAUUACUUGCUGUUGGAGUAGAAAGAUUUUUUUUUUUUUUACUAGGUUACCAGAUUUAUACAAAAAUGGUACAAUUACUUGCUGUUAGAGUAGAAUUUUUUUUUUUUUUUCCCCCCGUCAGGUCCCGGUUUGGAAAAUGGCCAUUUCAGCACAGUAUUCACAUUUAAACAGUGCUGUCUUACAAUAUUGUAAACUACAUUUUUCAUCUCACUAUUAAUUAUUACUUGGGCAUUACUAUUUGACUGAAUUUUAAUGUUGGUCAUGAUGGUAAUACUUGAUUAGCUUUUUAGGUGCAAAAUGCUCCACAACCAUUGUCACUAAUCCACGGCCACUCAACGAAGUCAUAUUUACAGUAAAUACAGUAUUCGCAUUAAAAAAAAAAAACUAUGGACAAAAUAGACACCGUUUUUGUUUGUUUUUCCUGUAAAUGGUAAGUAAUUGUGGCAAUCUCGAGAGUUACAGCAUAAUUUCACUUUGUACGAAAGUCUGAAUGUGCAUCACUAAUCCGCACCGAGGUGUAAUCAUAAUUGCAUAAACACGUUCAAGCCAUAAAUAUAAGACAUUUAAUUGAAAAACAUGAAGUGUGGCAGUAAAUGGGAGCUAUUCCUUGUGCCGUGUGGCUACUUCUUACAUCGUCCAUAGUCGCGAAAUGAUGGAUGUCGGGACCGUUGUACACCCAGGACCCCCCUCCCCCCCACAAAUAUCU